AUGAGUCCGAAACUGUACGCAAUGUUUCGGUGCAUAAAAGGUGCUAGAUUACUUUUACGACGUCCAUUACUUGUCACAUCCAUACGUCUACAGUCAAAGAAACCAGACUAUCUAUCAAACAUCAAUGAUGAGAAAUUGCGCAAGAUAAUUGAGGGAUCAAAUCUCGGUCAAGAAUCAAAACAAAAAAAGAUUGAAGAGGAACGAAAGAAAUUGGAAAAGGAGAGGGAAGUAUCGAGGAAAUUAAAGGAAAAGGAAAAGGAAGAAGAAGAGAAAAAGACGGAGAAGGAACGUGAAGCAAAACUUGCGAAAGCCAGUAAGGAACACGAAGCCGAUUUUAGUACCACAGAUUCGGGAAAGCUUCGUGGAGUUGACGAAGAAGUGCACAAGAAAACUGUGAAAAAUCAAGACGAGGGUAAUGAGGAGAACCUCAGGGUGGAGAACAAAAUCAUUGCCAGUACUGAAGAUGCAGUUGACGAAUCAGACAUUCCAAAUAUAGCCAAAGAAAUCAAUGAAACUAUUCAAGAAGAAAUCGGGGACUUACCUUCACAAAAAGCAAAGAAACAAAAUCAAAUUACCAAAAGAAUAUCCAGUUAUCUAGAUUCAGCUCAUGACACUAUACUCAAUGUGACUAGAGCAUUGAAUGAUGUCACAGGCUACUCUGCAAUAGAGCGAUUGAAAAAGUCUAUUCAAGAACAAGAGGAGGAUUUGAAUAAAGCCAAAGAGGAAGUGAAGAAAUGCAAACAAGAGUAUGGUGAGGCAAUACAGAGACGGUCACAUUCGCAACGAGAGGUUAACGAACUAUUAACAAGAAAACAUAAUUGGUCACCGCAUGAUUUAGAAAGAUUUACAGAAUUGUAUCGCAACGACCAUCAAAAUGAAAAUUACGAACAAAGUUGCGAAAAGAAGUUGGAAGAGGCUGAACUGAAAGUCGAUGGGAUUCAACUCAAAUUAACGCAACUGAUAUUGACAAGGUACCACGAGGAACAAAUUUGGUCUGACAAAAUUAGAAGGUCUUCCACUUGGGGUACAUGGGUGUUAAUGGGACUAAAUGUUUUGUUGUUUGUAAUAGCUACUUUCUUUGUGGAGCCAUGGAAGAGGGCGAAAUUGGUGAGAGGUUUUGAAGAUAAAGUGAAAAAUGUAUUGGUUGGAAUCAGUCAACAAAAUGAACAAAUUUUGGAGCCUAUAAUAGAGCAACUAGAACAAGAAGAUGGCAAUGUCAGUAAACAAAUUGAAGAGCAAUCAGAUUUAGGUGCCGAUGAGGUGACGGGUGAAUAUGCUAGCGCCGAACCACUAACUCACAUGGAAUUCCUUAAAAAUGGAUGGUCUAGGGUAAAAGAUACAUGCCUACGCAACUACCAAGCUAUCAUGUCGCCUCAGGUGAAGUCACUACAACUAGACAAAUUUGAGUUCGGAGUAUAUACGGUAGUCAUCAGUGUCUUGGCUUGCAGUGUGGGUUCUCUUAUUACGCUUGUUGUAAAUAGAUGA
Lodderomyces parapsilosis is the source of this 1485-nucleotide messenger RNA. RefSeq names its product She9p (gene SHE9). The coding region runs from base 1 to 1485 and encodes 494 amino acids. Gene Ontology annotation, cellular component: mitochondrial inner membrane. NCBI's taxonomy places the organism in Eukaryota, Fungi, Ascomycota, Pichiomycetes, Serinales, Debaryomycetaceae. The transcript has a single exon. The record is from RefSeq and is a predicted model, not a curated record. Gene Ontology annotation, biological process: inner mitochondrial membrane organization.